AUGUCGCUGAGCGAGAAGCUGGAAGCGGCGCGUAUCGCACUGGGCAAGCGCAAGGAGCGGGAGCUGCAGCAGCUGGGCCCCGCCCCGGCCCCAGCCCUAGCCCCAGAGCCUGCAGCUAAAGCCGAGCUGUCCAAGCCGGCUCGGGCCGGCAACAACAAGCUGCUAGCCGGGAAUCUGGCCCACGAGUUCCUGACCCACGGCACGCUCCUGGGCCGCCGGAUCGAGCCGAGCCAUCACCACCAACCCGCUGCCGCGGCCGCCUCCCCGCGGCCCGAGCCCGAGCCGAAGAGGAGGUACGCGGAGCUGUCCUGGCUGCUGAUGACGAACGGGGCCCACAUCCCCGGCGUCGUCAACCCCACGCAGCUCGGCCGCUGGCUCCAGAUAAAGGAGUGA
Triticum turgidum subsp. durum (durum wheat) is the source of this 393-nucleotide messenger RNA. NCBI's taxonomy places the organism in Eukaryota, Viridiplantae, Streptophyta, Magnoliopsida, Poales, Poaceae. The record is from the annotation of a GenBank genome assembly.